Frankliniella occidentalis (western flower thrips) is the source of this 1780-nucleotide messenger RNA. RefSeq lists its product as uncharacterized. The coding region runs from base 228 to 1739 and encodes 503 amino acids. The transcript has 7 exons. NCBI's taxonomy places the organism in Eukaryota, Metazoa, Arthropoda, Insecta, Thysanoptera, Thripidae. The record is from RefSeq and is a predicted model, not a curated record.
UGCAGGUCAGUGACCACAUUAUCAAAGACAAGAUAGGAUUUAAGUAUAGGGGCCAACAGAUAACAGUGGAGCCCUUCAAUCAAAAUUCUACUGAAGAGUUGAGAAUUACUGUUUCUGGUAUUCCCUCCAAUUUUGAUGAAGUAUGUUGUGCUAAGUAGUUAUUUGUCUCAGGACUUUUGCUUAAGCAUUUACUUUCUCAUGUCAAAUUGUAAUUGUUCUUACAGGAGAUGGAGGCAUUCCUUAAAUUUUCUUUGAAUGAAAUUUGCUGGGAGGCAGGUGUUGUGCCUAAAGGAGAGGAGGCAGCACUACAUGUAUCAUCAGUCUCCAGCUGGGAUACAGUAGUUGUACAGUUCAUCAAUGGUCAGUGUGUAAAUCACCUUAUUCUGUUGGAGAAAUUCCUUUUUGAUGGGCACAAUUUGAAGUUAAUGAAGUAUGAGCAAACUGCAGAAGAACUUUCCAUUACCAUUGACCAUGAUUUGGAGGGUGAUGACCUCACUUUGCAUGAAGAAUUAAAAUACAGCUGCCAUGUGCAAGUGAACAAUGUUUCACAAACAUAUAAUCAGAAAACAUUUGGAGAUUGUAUUCAAAAGGCCAUGGAAAAAGCAGGGUUUGCAACAGAGGGUGAACCUUGUUUUAACCACCUCCUAUAUGAUGCCUUGAAGGAAAAUGUCAUUGUGAAGUUCUCAACCUCAGAAGAGGCAAACCUAGCUGUUCAUUUGGAUAAUAUUAUUUAUGAGAAGAAAUUGUUGUCAUUUAAAAAAAUUGGUACCAGCAUGAGCACCAAAAGUAGUGUCUUAAAUGAGUCUAAUGAUGUAUUCAUUGAGGAAAACAAUGAAAAGGUUGACAUCUUUGGUACUGAAGGUACUAAUAUAUUCCUUAAAGUCAUGGCCCGCUUCAGGGAUGAUAUCCCUGCUGGAGGAAGCCAUGACACUUUCCUGGAAACUAUUCUCCCAGUAAUGUCUAGCAUGGGAGUCUCUACUAACAUCAUUGACAUGCGUAAAAGAAAAGCCGCACUUCGGGAGCAGUUUAGACGAAAUUGUAAGUCUGGAAAGACUAAUCAUCCUCUCUAUAAUGUACAUAAUGUAAUUUUCAACAAUGCAAGUAAGGACUCUCUCAAGGGGACCUUCUUUGAAUGGAAAAAAAAUGAUGAGGACUGUUCAGUAACUUCAGUCACUUCAGAUGACUUAUUCCUUGAUGAUCUUGCACAUUUCUCUGAGGCAUCAUCUUGGACAAUCAACUCAGAACUAGCCCUAGUGCAGUUGUUCCUCGAUCACAAAGAGGAUUACAAUAAUGCCUUGGGGAAGACUGACUUCUGGCGAAUGAUCAGCCAGAAAUUGCUUGAUAAAAAGUACGUGCACAAAUGGCAGGCUUGCCAAUCGAAAUACAACUCACUCAGUUCGGAGUAUCGGAGUCUCUGUGAUGAUGCAACCAGUACUGGGAGUGCAGGACUACUGCAAUUAGUUAAAAAUGAGGGCACCAGAGCCGUUAUGGAGGUGAUGCACCAAAUAAAGCAAUAUGAUGUGGAUGCCAAUCCAGAAAUUACAAUGAGUGCUGGUGUCAGUGUCAGCAAACAGGUUCGCCCUCCUCAACAUAGGGGACGGACUCGUCAUCCAGGAAUAAAGAGAAAGAUUGACAGGCAGGAGCGACAGGCAACAGCUGAGGAGUCACAGGCACAAGCUAUAAUGUUAUUUGCAAAGGCAUACGCAUUUAGCAAGGGAAUGCCCCUUCCACCAGAGUAAAGUAUCCUCCAAAUUGUACUAAUGCCUGUCUGCAAUUAAAG